AUGUUCAAAUCGUCCGUAACAACACUAAGCAAAAUGUCAACAGAAUCUACAGCCCGCGCCUUCUUCUCAGCUCCUCAAUUCGCUGUCGUAGGAGCAUCCGCUGACCCCUCCAAAUUCGGCCAUAAAAUCUUCACCUGGUACACAACCCACUCUCUCCCUGUAACGCCCAUCAACCCCACCGCCCCCAGCAUAACCGCCAACUCCAAAGCCUACCCAACCGUCUCCUCGCUAUCUCAGCUCCCCGAUCCGACAUCAACGGCCGUGAGCAUCAUCACCCCGCCCAAAGUCACGAAGAAGGUGUUGGAAGAAGCAAAGGGGCUGGGAGUGAAGAGUGUUUGGUUGCAGCCGGGCACUUUUGAUGAUGAGGUGAUAGCGUAUGCGAGGAAGGAGUUUGAGAAUGCCGUGGGGGGAGACGGUGGCGGUGGUGGGGAAGGCUGGUGUGUGCUUGUUGAUGGGGGAAAAGCGUUGGAUGGACGGGAGAAGCUGUAA
Lachnellula hyalina is the source of this 489-nucleotide messenger RNA. RefSeq names its product Acetate--CoA ligase [ADP-forming] I subunit alpha (gene acdAI). The coding region runs from base 1 to 489 and encodes 162 amino acids. The record is from RefSeq and is a predicted model, not a curated record. The transcript is spliced from 2 exons. NCBI's taxonomy places the organism in Eukaryota, Fungi, Ascomycota, Leotiomycetes, Helotiales, Lachnaceae.